AUGUCUGAAUCGCCUAGGUCAGAGAAGUAUAUGUGCCUGACUAGGUUCAGCACUCCGGUCCCUGAACUGGAUGACCAUCGGUUUCAGUUGGAUCACCCUCGCAUUGAAGCUGCGCCAGAUCUCUCUCUUAGCGGCCAAAACCCCGCCCAACAAGGCAUAAUAUUAGAGACACCUCAGCGACAAGAUUUGCUACAUGUUCAGGAUGCUCUUCGAGAAGGUUCCUACUCCCGAGAUUUUGAACAAGCGAUAGUGGAUGAUGACCGGUCGGCUAAGGAUAUUGCCGGUCUGGGACGACGAUUUUCAAUUGAACCAACUGGGACUACCCGGCAUGCUCGAACGUUCAGUCGUACGCAUCAGGAUCUGGCAAAUAUGUCGAGGCAAUCAUCUGUUUCGGCCCGGUCAACAUCUCCGCCGAACUCGGUCGAAGCUUUUGCGGAUCCCCGUCGCCGUGAGCGUGCGAAUACUUUGGAAAGCCAUGCUGCCCCAGAUCUAGAGGCUAUUCUCCAACGGACUGUAUCCGGCGGCACUCAUCCCCGAUGUCCAACCUUUAGCAACGCAAGUGCUGUUAGACCUCAGCCGGGUGAUAUACAGUUAGAUUCGACUGAUGACACAUGUGUUCCAUCCUUUGAGCAACCGGGGCGCAUCCCUGUCAUUGACUAUGAAGAGUUGGAGGAAUUUGUGGCUCUGAAUCAGAAGUCGAAGCCUAUCACAGAUAGACGCAAGCAUAGCCUAAGCUCCCAAAGUCGGAAGCCACGUAUUUUUUACGAUCUUCGCCCGGGGGCCCAGAAGCCCGAUGUGAAUGAAAUGGAGCGUUCUUCCAGCACUUGCCAAUCCUCAGAUGACGCGAUGGACCCUGAUUUUAAGGGUAAUGAAAAAUGCUUUGAUGAUUCCAUUAAUGAGAAACAGUUGCUCGAGAACCUUAAGAACGAAAAUGAGCCUUCCCGGUUUGGAUUCUUUUCAUCCGAGUCGCAGAGCACAGUGCAUGCCGCGGAACUAGGUGAUCUGGUUUUACCUGGAGACACAUUUCGGGACCUUUUUCAGUUAGGCCCAGAUGGAGGUGUCUGGUGGCUAGACGUAUUGAAUCCUACUGAGGCAGAAGUGGGGGCUCUCUCAAGGGCUUUCUCUAUACAUCCUCUGACAACAGAGGAUAUUUUGACCCAGGAGGCUCGUGAGAAAGUGGAGCUGUUCAAGCAAUAUUAUUUUGUUUGCUUCCGGACAUUUUACCAAAUGGACAAAACCAGCGAACAAUUUAUGGAACCCGUGAAUUUUUACAUGGUCGUCUUCCGUGACGGGGUGCUAUCAUUUUCCUUUACCGACAACCCACAUGCGUCGAGCGUUCGGAAGAGAAUCGGAAAGCUUCGUGAUUAUGUGUCGCUUAGUAGUGAUUGGAUCUGCUAUGCCAUGAUUGAUGAUAUCGUGGAUAGUUUCGGUCCCGUGAUUCGAGAAAUCGAAGUUGAAUCCGAAGCCAUUGAAGACCUCGUCUUUAUUGCGCGCAUGGACGAUUUUGAAUCUUUCUUGCCGAGAAUUGGUGGUCUGCGCAAGAAAGUCAUGAGCUUGAUGCGCCUCUUGGGCGGUAAAGCGGAUGUGAUCCGAGGAUUUUCCAAGCGCUGCAAUGAGCAGUAUUCGGUGACACCGCGGGGCGACAUUGGCCUUUACCUGGGUGACAUUCAAGACCACGUAGUGACAAUGAUGUCGAACUUGGCACAUUUCGAGAAAAUGCUCAGCCGCUCGCAUACGAACUAUUUGGCGCAAUUGAAUGUGACAAACCUGGUCCUCGGGAAUCACGUCAACAAAGUUCUGAGCAAGGUAACGCUGAUUGCCACCAUGCUAGUCCCUAUGAACUUGAUCUGUGGUUUGUUUGGGAUGAACGUCAAUGUUCCUGGGCAGGAUACCCCGGGCCUGGGAUGGUUCUUCGGCAUCCUCGGUGUCAUUGCGGCCGUGAUCAUCCUUAGUGGCAUUGCGGCUCGUUUUUAUAAGCUCGUUUAG
Molecule: messenger RNA, 1986 nt
Organism: Aspergillus tanneri
Lineage: Eukaryota; Fungi; Ascomycota; Eurotiomycetes; Eurotiales; Aspergillaceae
Product: magnesium transporter CorA family protein
Exons: 2
Coding region: 1-1986 (661 amino acids)
Biological process (GO): magnesium ion transmembrane transport; intracellular magnesium ion homeostasis
Cellular component (GO): plasma membrane
Molecular function (GO): magnesium ion transmembrane transporter activity
Source: RefSeq, a predicted model, not a curated record